UAACUUUUUGGAUAAUUGUAUUUAGUUUAAAAUAUUUUAAGAGAAAUAAGAAAAUGAUUAUCGGGUGCUGAUCGAUCGCUGAAGCCUCAGGGGGAUUUGAGAAAAGCUAACUUGAGCACGAACCUUAUCCACAGAGAAACCUUAAUGGAAGACAAAACGACGCCGUUACCGAUCUCUGAAGAUCUCUCCCGGAAAAUCACAUCUAUCGCCGCCGGCGAAGCGCACACCAUCGCUCUAACAGGCGAUGGAUGCGUUUACUCGUGGGGAAGAGGAAUGUUCGGGCGUAUCGGCACGGGGAGAGAGACGGACGCGCUCGUUCCAGCUCGAGUCGGGUUCGAGUUCCCGGAUCGAUCGGCCGCUCGAAUCGUUGGUAUUGCUGCUGGUGCUUAUCAUAGCCUCGCUGUCUCAGAUGAUGGCUCGGUUUGGUCUUGGGGCUAUAACAUUUAUGGCCAACUUGGUUUUGAUGGAGAGAACACCUUGGCUCCACGCUUGAUAAGUACUUUCUUUGAACAAGAUGUAUCUAGUUCUUGUCUUAAUGAUCCAGAUCGAGAAGCUACAUCAGAUUUCAAGGUUUGUGCUGUCAAGGCUGGAUCAAUGAUGUCGCUGGCCAUUGAUAACGCCGGAGGGCUUUGGAUGUGGGGCAACGUUCCGCCACAAGACAGUGGACCUGAGCCUCGUUUGUCUUUCACAAGUGUCCCGGUUCCAUUUUUAAUACCUGAGUUCCAUGGCCGGACUGUUUUGAAGGUAGCAUGUGGGGAUGAACACGUUGUUGCUCUUGUUGGUUCUAAGGAGAUUCAAGAAUCUGCGUUGUAUUCUUGGGGUAAUAACCAUCAUGGCCAGUUAGGGCUUGGGGAUGGAGAGAGCCGUGCAAGGCCUCAGGUCGUCGAGGCGUUUAACCAGAACUCUGAUCUUACAGUCUACGACAUAGCUUGCGGUGCUCAUCACACAGCUCUCCUCACCUACAGGGACGGUACACCGAACGGACCAAGCGUUUGCUGGACGUUCGGGUUUGGAGAAAACGGUCAGCUUGGGCGUGGGAGCACCAAGAGCUCACCGGUUCCAGAGCCAGUUUCAGAGCUCCCGGAACAUUCUCACUUAGUUUCCGUAGACUGUGGGUUGUUCCACACGAGCGUGGUGUCGUCCGAGGGAUACGUGUGGUCAUGGGGGAUGGAGAGGGGACUAGGGCUAUGCCCCGAUGUGAAUUUCUCAGAAGUGGAAGCAGGAGACGACAGUGUACCGAGAAAGAUAACCGGUGGGUCAAGAUUCCGUGACCCGGUUCAGGUUUCUUGCGGGGCUGCGCAUACAGUUCUCGUGGCGAACGGUGGUUACAAGCUGUGGUCUUGGGGAAGAGGAAGAAACGGAGUGCUCGGGACGGGCAAUGUUAUGGACUGUUAUGUUCCCACCCCUGUCUUCUGGCCGACGAAUGAGCUGAAACAGGACAGUGAAGAAGCACCGAAACCUGAUGAUGGUGACAAAAGCUCAUCAACGGAGGAGAUUAAACAGCUACAGACAAAGCUAAUGGUGAUGGAAAGAUACGCAAGCAUACUUCAUGGAUCCAUAUUUGGAAAGCCUUUCAACGAAGAGGAAGACAUUCCGUAUUCGUUACGGGUCUCUGGGUACUUCGAUAUGGGGAAAGAGUGGGGAGAGAUGCUGGAGAGUGCUGAUAAGAGUCAGCUUAUGAGGCUUCAAGCUUUCUAUGAGGAUAUGAUUAGUAGGGUUAAGGAUAAGGUGUUGCAGAGAAGGAUUCAGGAGAUUAUGAAAGAUUGUCUUCAAUCAUCAGCCCCUAAACACUAGUGUAAUAUCGCUUGCUGUUGUGCUAAAAAUAAUAGCGUCACUUGAACUGAAGCAGAGAACAUAUAUACUUAGAAAUCAUUUUGAAUGAUUUACUAAAAUUUACUUAAGACAGAUA
Molecule: messenger RNA, 1909 nt
Organism: Brassica oleracea var. oleracea
Lineage: Eukaryota; Viridiplantae; Streptophyta; Magnoliopsida; Brassicales; Brassicaceae
Product: ultraviolet-B receptor UVR8
Exons: 5
Coding region: 145-1794 (549 amino acids)
Source: RefSeq, a predicted model, not a curated record